Messenger RNA from Cinclus cinclus, 273 nucleotides. RefSeq names its product peptide YY-like. Gene Ontology annotation, biological process: feeding behavior; neuropeptide signaling pathway. The coding region runs from base 1 to 273 and encodes 90 amino acids. Gene Ontology annotation, cellular component: extracellular region. The record is from RefSeq and is a predicted model, not a curated record. The transcript is spliced from 3 exons. NCBI's taxonomy places the organism in Eukaryota, Metazoa, Chordata, Aves, Passeriformes, Cinclidae. Gene Ontology annotation, molecular function: neuropeptide Y receptor binding; neuropeptide hormone activity.
AUGGUGACGUCCCCGCGGCCGUGGCGCGCGCUGGUGGCCGUGUCCCUCUGUGCCCUGCUGUGCCUGGCGGCCGCGUACCCCCCGAAACCGGAGAGCCCCGGGGACGACGCGUCCCCCGAGGAGAUGGCCCGGUACUUCUCGGCCCUUCGCCACUACAUCAACCUGGUCACGCGGCAGAGGUACGGGAAACGCGCCAGCCCCGGAGCCGCGGAGGCGGAGCUGCUCCUGGGGGCCGGCGGUGACAGGUCACGGUACGAUGACGACUCGUGGUGA